Amoebophrya sp. A120 is the source of this 4937-nucleotide messenger RNA. NCBI's taxonomy places the organism in Eukaryota, Dinophyceae, Syndiniales, Amoebophryaceae. The record is from the annotation of a GenBank genome assembly.
AGGCACCCCACCCUUGCGCGCGGUGAGAAGGAGCAGCUCUCCGAUACUUGUGGUAAACACCACGCUUCUGCAACGUCGUGUAAUUACAAUUUCUUGUUCGGAUCGGCGAAUUGAAAUAGACACAAGCUACAUCUACAUCAACCAUGGCCUCUCAAAAGCUGCGUUCAGCGCCGUUGCAGGAUGUGGACCCGAAGCAGAUUACCAUGUGUAAAAACGCACAUACCCCAUAGUCAAAUCGAGAAGUUUAGAUCUUAUCUGUCAGAAGGCGGCUGCGCAUGGGAAGUUUGGAUCUGUACUGUAGUCUUCGCGGCUUUACUUAGCGACAGCGAGGGCAGGUGCAGUCGCAGCACAAAUUUCCUUGCUCAUCCGGGUUUCCGGGGAGAUGAUGCAUCAUGUUGGGGUUGCGCAUGAGAUACAUUUUUCGCCUGUGAGACUUGCAUGACAAAAACUUCUCGAGGUUGGGUACGUUCUAUUUACACAUGAUACAGAUGGUGGAGUGGGUCCAGGACAACCAGCACGCCAUCGAGGAAAACGUAUGAGAGUGCAGAACUCCCCACCUUGCUUUCCAUUUGUCAUGCAAAGUGCAAAUCCAGUCUUCGCCUUCUGGCACAGUGUGCAUGAGAAAAUCCAGAACCGGCCCAAUUAGUAUUAGACUCGGGGCGAAGCUGCAACCUUGUCAUGUACAGGCUUCGUGUUUCGGGGUGUUUGUUUCUACUGCUCCUGGCCAUGAUGCCCGCAGACGUGUGGGGGAGUUGUGAACGGUCAUAAAACCUGGUUGCUUUUGAGAAGCUGGACAACAUACUGGACAGGGUAAGUUCUCAUUGAGAAUUUUUCAGAUCAAGACAACAUGAAUAUGCAAGAAUGUCGUGUCUAGCAGUACGCACCUUAUAUCACGAUUUAUUUAUGUAGGUGGCGUACAUUCGGCAGCAGAGGCAGGAGCAUUUCGAAAUGAUGGUGAACGCUUUUUUACGGGUGCACAAGAAUGGCCAAAAAGAGAUGCAGGGGUACCUCAGCCUGCUGCACGAGACCCAUUCGAUGUCCGUAGAUCCAGCGGCGAGCCGAAAGCUCUUCUGGAAGCAGACCAAGGUCGCCACUGAGGCAAAGGUACUUUCAAUUACUUACUACUAGUAGCAUUGCUGUUGCAUAAAGAUUGAUAGAGUACGUGUCUGAUGUUGCAUGGUCCUCACCAGCAAGCGAGGUUGCUCGUUCUGCUGGUGCACUAGCAUCGACUACAUUUAUUUUUGCAACAAUCAAUCACAGAACGACCCCGGCGGCCAGCCCGAGUUUUUUGUGGAGGCUUUGCGGGACUACGCCUUGCGCGACGACUUCAUGACGCACAUCUACGUGCGGACCGCGCAGAGAGUAUCACAAGGAAAAAUCCCCCCUCCCCAUAUCAAAAGGAAGUUUCUGAUGCUGGCUUUGCGUAUACAAAUCAGGUUUGUCUUGCAAUAGAGGACUGCAGGCUCCUGCCAAGCCUGAGUAGAGAGCUUUUGGCCUAGCCGCUUAGCUUGAGCGACGACUAUGCUGUAGGCCCAACGGCAUCACAAACCGCCUGCAUAAUGUGGCAGGGCCCGUGGAGUUGUCUUCUUGCAAGACAGACGUGAUUUGUGGUCUCAAAUCAGCAAGACAAAUCUUCAGAAGCAUACCGCUUCGAUAUCGGGAGGGGGGACUUUUCCUCUCAAUAGAGAGAGAAGAUGGCCGAGAACGUGGCGAAGAUACUAGAAGAGCAGCUGAAAAUAUUGCAAGAAAAAAGUGUUACAGUUACACAUUGUGUUGCAGGCCAAGCAAGACAGACAAGCUCUGUCAUGCCGGAUAUGCAUAGGAGCGGCGUUUCAUACGUGUUUUCCCGUAGGAUUUCUGCAUUACAAGUUUUCUCACUCAUGCAGAGAAAUUUGCGUUGCUGAAUUCACUACAAACGUGUAACUGUAACACUUUUUUCGUGGGAUAGAAAAAAGUCGCAUUAGAGUAUACGGUUUAAUAGAUACUUCUGUUGCCUGUUCAAUGACAUCAUGUGCGUUGAGAAAUAACUACGUGUUCUUCUGUAAAGCGCUGUAGCCCACGAUGAAGAAAUAGCAAAAGCAAAACACAUGACGACCGUAUUGUGAGGAAAAACGUCCCCACCCCAGAGUCAAGAUGGGGAUUUUGCAACACAAACCUUGAAGUUUUGGGACUCACGCAUCACAAGUUGCAAUUCGUAGUGCAGUGCAGGUGACGAGCAAGGACAAACACAUCACAAAGCCAUCUGCUUGUCCUGGUAACAGCAUUACAAAUCCCAAAACACGACUAGAAACGCCUCUCAUGGAGAUGCGCAUUACAGAUGUUCCUGUCAUUGCAAAUCUGCAUCACAACUCUGGUGUGGGGAGGUUUUUACAAAUGAUAACCGCUUUCCAAGGUCGGACCGUAAGGUCGAAGAGCUUCGGCAAGCUUCGAUGACGUAUCAAAUGCAAAUAUCAAUGGGUCUGGAAACCUGUGAUGCUGAAGUGCGCAUGAUUGCAACGCUUGCAUUGGCAGCCAAGCAUGGCAACCGUUGCUUGGGGACUCUUUCUGAUACCUCACAGGCAUCACUGCAUGACACCGAAGGCUUCCCACUUGCUGUUCAUGCAACACAGAUUUUCUAGGAAUGCAAGCCACGCAUUACAAGUUCCACCUUUCCAGACCCAGACAUGUUUGCAUUUGAUAUGACAGCAUUGGAGGCAAUCAACCAGGAGAUGCUCCUCAAGCAGGACUAUGCACUGCAAAAGUACCGUACUAGUAUAAAUCGCAUGACAAAUAAUUUCCUCAGCAUGAGAAAUGAAAUUUGUAAUGCGGAUUGCACUUGGCAGAACAAUUUGUAAUGCAUAAAUGCGAGGAUUAGUACGAGCGCGAUACUUUUGGAAUGCAUAAGGACGAACACAGUCUUAUGCUGGUCGAGAAGGACAAGCUUGAGGAGCAGCGAAAAGCCAUGGAGCAAUCUGUCGCGGAGAUACAGGACCAGAUACAACCGCUAUGGGAACAAGAAAAAAAUGUGAUACAGUUACACCUGGUCGUGAUGUUCUUGCACCAGUAGCAGCAGACCAAGCAAGACAGACGAGGCCUGUAGUCAUGCCGGAUAUAAUGCUGAGGAGCUUCGUUUCAUACGUGUUUACUUUCCUUACCAUGAUCAUCGCCGCAUUACCAGUUUCUUGUGUUUUCAUGCAGAACAAGUUUGUGUUGCUGUGCUGACUGCAUAAAACAUAAUGCGUAAAAAUUGUAACACUUUUUUCCGAGGAUAAGCGCUGCAGGAGAAGUACUACCUCGAGCAGGGGAGAAGGAUGCAACUAGAGGAUUCCUUGAAGCAGAUGCAGUCGCGGUAUGAAGAACUAGAGAUGGACUUGGCGGCAAAGAAGGUAUAAUAAACCACUUUUUCUUCCUGUUGCGCGUGUUUUAUUUCCUCUGUCUCGUCCUAUUCUAGCGUUUUUUUUUGUCAUGCGGGUCGUGAUCGAAGAGCAUACGGCGUGGCCUGUCUACUCCACGCAUCAUAUUGAGAAAAACAUGUUUGGAUUUGCCAGAUGACGCUCCGAUCCGACGCAGAAGAGUAUGGCGAAAAGAUCAAGCAUAUGAACUGCAAAAAUGUCUAGGUCUGGAAGAUUGCCAGGUUUGUCAUGCAUAUUUUGAAUGACCCAUGAUGUCUGUGAUGCAUGCUCUAGCAUCGCAGAUCUAUCGAGGGCUUUGCGAUGCCUCUACCGCAUGAGAAAUGUCCUAUCCGCGAAGCACAAACUGGAGUCCUCUUGCUGGUCAUGCAAUACAAUUUUUUUUAGAAUCCAAACACAGCAUCACAAGUUUAGAAUCUUCCAGACCCAGACAUUUUUGCAUUUGAUAAAGCAUUUAAAAGAGGAGCUGGCAGAUUUGGAGAAGGAGAACAAAAGGCUAGAGGACAAGUGCCACCAUAUGAUCCUGAGUACUAAACACGUCCCCACGAGCUCAUGCUCCGCUUGGGAAAUCUGCAAGACACACCAACAAGCUUUGGCUGUUGCGCAUGACAAGUGGAUUGGGUUCAUCGCAAUGUACUAAAAAUCGCGUCUAGCUAGUGCAGCAGCAUCACAAAUCUAGCGUCUCAUGCCGAUUUGUCGAGCGUCAGAAAUUCCAGAACUACAUCACAUAGGAAUAAAUGUGUCUCAUGGCACCCUCCGCAUGAGUAAAGACAUCUGAAGCUGCAUGCACAUCUGCAUCACAAGAACUCCGGGGUCGUGGGGACGUUUUUACUAAGGAUAUACCAGCUGGAGAAGGAGCUCAACGACACCGAAGGAAGUUUAGUGGACGAGCAAGACCGGGGGAGCGCUAUGCAGGGCCAGAUCGACAGUUAAAAGAUUUCCAUUCUUUUGUAGACGAGUUGUUUCUGAUAGAUGAGCAUACUGUAAAUUCUGUCGAUUUGUUAAUAUUGACAACAUGCAUGAUGGUAGGAGUAAGUAGGCUACUUACUAGAUUCUACAGCUUUUCUGUGUUGUACUGAAUUCGAACGUCGAGUUUUGAUAUUCGAGCUGUACUUCUUGUCAUGUUGGCAAGUAGAAUUCCAAUUCCUAGAAGAUGAAGAACUACAAACGGCUGAGCAAAAAUGAUCAUCGCCAUUUUAGUACCCAUGUACCAACCAAAUUUUUCCCACCGAAACUCCACCAAACUGGCAGGAGAUUGAUUCCAAAUAUUGCGUAAAAACGCGACCACAAUGUACGAUAACGUAGGACAGCUCGCAAGGACUGUAGUGCGCGUAAACCCCCCCCCCCGCGGCGGAAAAAUGCUUGGCGAAAAAUGAACCCAAUCUUGUAUCAAAAACGAAUGGAACUACAUGACACUGUAGAUGAAAUUUUGAAAAAAAGACAAAUCGUUCGGAAGAUGAGAAAGUACGACCGACACGCUUUUCGUCCUCGUACAAAGGAUUUUCGCAAUUAUCAGCUCGUACGUGCAAAUGAAAAAAGCUGUUCCAC